CACUGCCCCACCUCCAUGGCCCUGGGGGCUCUGAGCCUCUCUCCUUUCCUGCCAGGUGCCCAGCAGAGUGCCACAGUGGCCAACCCCAUGCCGGGGGCCUCUUCGGACCUGCUGCCCCACUUCCUGCUGGAGCCCCAAGAUGUCUACAUCGUCAAGAACAAGCCCGUGAGCCUGGCCUGCAGGGCGACGCCCGCCACCCAGAUCUAUUUCAAGUGCAACGGGGAGUGGGUGCAUCAGGGCGAGCACGUCACGCAGCGCAGCACGGACCAGGGCACCGGGCUGCCCCUCAUGGACGUCCGGAUCGAUAUCUCCCGGCAGCAGGUGGAGCGGAUCUUUGGGCUGGAGGAGUACUGGUGCCAGUGCGUCGCCUGGAGCUCCUCGGGGACCACCAAGAGCCAGAAGGCCUACGUGCGCAUUGCCUACCUGCGGAAGAACUUUGAGGAGGAGCCAAUGGGCAGGGAGGUCUCCCUCGAGCAGGAGAUCAUGCUGGUGUGCCGCCCCCCGGAGGGCAUCCCGCCGGCCGAGGUGGAGUGGCUGCGCAACGAGGAGCUGGUGGACCCGGCGCUGGACGCCAGCGUGUACGUGACGCCGGAGCACAGCCUGGUGGUGUCGCGGGCGCGCCUGGCUGACACGGCCAACUACACCUGCGUGGCCAAGAACAUGGUGGCCCGUCGCCGCAGCUCCUCCGCCGCCGUGACCGUGUACGUGAACGGCGGCUGGUCGACUUGGACAGACUGGUCGGCCUGCAGCACCAGCUGUGGACGGGGCUGGCAGAAGCGGAGCCGGAGCUGCACCAACCCAGCGCCCCUCAACGGGGGAACGUUCUGUGAGGGCCAGAACGUGCAGAAAAACGCCUGCACCACCCUGUGCCCAGUGGAUGGAGGCUGGUCGGGCUGGAGCCGGUGGUCGCUGUGCGCUCUGGACUGCACGCAUUGGAGAAACCUCCCUGGGCGCCUGCCCGUCCCCUCCUGUGGGGGGCGCUGCAGCACAGGACCCCGCGGCCCUGGCCAGAGCAAAGCCUGGCUCAGCGCGGUUCUCCCCCCAGCCGCCUCUGGCCCCGAGGACGUGGCACUGUACGUGGGGCUCAUGGCUGUGGCCGUCUGCCUGGUGCUGCUGCUGCUCGUGGUGGUCCUGGUGUGCUGCCGCAAGAAGGGGGGCCUGGACCCCGACGUGGCCGACUCGUCCAUCCUCACCGCCGGCUUCCAGCCCGUCAGCAGCAAACCAGCCAAGGCAGGGACGUCCCACCUGCUCACCAUCCAGCCCGACCUCAGCACUGCCACCAUGACCUACCAGGGCUCCCUGUGCUCGCGCCAGGACGGGCACAGCAAGUUCCAACUCAGCAACGGGCACCUGCUGAACCCGCUGGGCGCCGGGCGCCACACCCUGCACCACAGCUCGCCCGCCGCCGAGGGCGUGGAUUUCGUCUCGCGCUUCGCCGCCCAGAGCUGCUUCCGCUCCCUGCCCCGGGGCGCUGCCAACAUGGCCUACGGCACCUUCAAUUUCCUGGGGGGGCGGCUCCUGAUCCCCAACACAGGGAUCAGCCUGCUCAUCCCGCCCGACGCCAUCCCGCGGGGGAAGAUCUACGAGGUCUACCUGACGCUGCACAAGCAGGAGGACGUGAGGUUGCCCCUAGCCGGCUGCCAGACCCUGCUGAGCCCCAUCGUCAGCUGCGGGCCCCCGGGGGUGCUACUCACGCGCCCCGCCAUCCUGGCCCUGGGGCACUGCGUGGAGGCCAACGCUGCCGACUGGAGCAUCCGCCUGAAGAAGCAGUCGUGUGAGGGCACCUGGGAGGACGUGCUGCAGGUCGGGGAGGAGCCGGCCUCGGGGCUCUAUUACUGCCAGCUGGAGGCCCAGGCCGCCUACGUCUACAUGGAGCAGCUGGGACGCUUCGCCCUGGUGGGGGAGUCACUCAGCAUGGCGGCCGCCAAGCGCCUCAAACUUCUGCUCUUCGCACCGGCCUCCUGCAGCUCCCUGGAGUACAGCGUCCGCGUGUACUGCCUCCGCGACACCCUGGACGUGCUCCAGGAGGUGAUGCAGUUGGAGAAGCAGCUGGGGGGGCAGCUGAUCGGAGCCCCCCGCGUCCUGCACUUCAAGGACAGUUACCACAACCUGCGCCUCUCCAUCCACGACAUGCCCAGCUCGCUGUGGAAGAGCAAACUCCUCGCCAGCUACCAGGAGAUCCCCUUCUACCACCUGUGGAGUGGGCUGCAGCCCUACCUGCACUGCACCUUCACGCUGGAGCGCCUCAACCCCAGCACCUGCCAGCUGGCCUGCAAGAUCUGGGUCUGGCAGGUGGAGGGCGACGGGCAGAGCUUCAACAUCAACUUCAACAUCGCCAAGGACACAAGCUUCUCGGACUGGCUGGUGCCCGAGAGCGAGGCCGGCUGCCCAGCCCUGGUGGGCCCCAGUGCCUUCAAGAUCCCCUUCCUCAUCCGCCAGAAGAUUAUCAGCAGCCUGGACACGCCCUGCGCCCGUGGGACUGACUGGAGAACGCUGGCCCAGAAACUCCACCUGGACAGCCAUCUCAGCUUCUUUGCCUCGAAGGCCAGCCCGACCGCCAUGAUCCUGAACCUGUGGGAGGCGCGGCACUUCCCCAGCGGGAACCUGGCGCAGCUGGCCGCCGCCGUGGCCGAGGUGGGCAGACAGGACAGUGCCCUCUUCGCCGUCUCGGAGGCCGAGUGCUGAGGGGCCAGCGCAGGGCGGGGCAGGGCCCUGCGGAGGGGGGAGCACAGGCCCCGGGGCAGCGGCGUGGGUGUGUCUGCCCCAAAGGUGCCAGCUCUGUCCCCCCGGGGGCCUGUGCUGGGCUCCUGGCCCUGCUGCCCGCGCAGGGGGCAGGGGGCUGGCUGGGUGCGGGCACUGACUGAGUGCGGGGGGCUGUGCCCCUUGCUGCCCCAGGACCCCUUGAGGACUCACCUGACACCCCCCCCCCGCAUGCCAAGGGGCUGUGGGCCAGUCCCCCCUUGGGGGCGUCUUGGAGCCAAAGAACAGGCCAUGGCGGGGGCUGCGGGCGGGGGCUCUGAGGGGGGGCUGGGAUGGGCAGCCUGGCUCCAGCCCGGCCCAUCCGGGCGCUGUGUGUGCAGCGGGCAUUGUGCGUCGUGCGUGCUGUAACCGUGUGGGGCCGGGCGGUGCCAGGCCCUGUCCCAUGUUGUGUAAAGACCGGUUUUUAAUUCUGUA
Molecule: messenger RNA, 3174 nt
Organism: Chrysemys picta bellii (western painted turtle)
Lineage: Eukaryota; Metazoa; Chordata; Testudines; Emydidae
Source: RefSeq, a predicted model, not a curated record